Molecule: messenger RNA, 7740 nt
Organism: Phyllotreta striolata
Lineage: Eukaryota; Metazoa; Arthropoda; Insecta; Coleoptera; Chrysomelidae
Source: the annotation of a GenBank genome assembly
GUAAAACGAAAAUUUUUAGUGGAAGAAAUGUCGAGAUUUGACGGGCAAGUGGAAUAAAAUCGGAAUUCACGAUACAUUAAUCUGUACGUGUGAAUAAAGCCGUAUAAAUAGUCCAGAUGAGAAUAAAUUCUGGGUAUAAUGAGGUCACUAGUGGCGCCGUUUCUUCGUUAAAAAAUAUGAAAAAUGGGGUCAGAAGUCACGCCUGACAGACUCCCAGAAAUGUACACAAGCUUUUGCAGAAUCCCAAGGGAAUUAACCAAUGUCAGGUAUUAAAAAAAAUUAAUUUCGUCGCGGGAAUUCCGUUCGCUCGAAAAAUUGGCAUGCUGCGGCCGCUGUUAGAUAAUCAAACGUUAUUUCUCGGAAACUGUAGAAAAUAAUCAUCGACACGUAUAUGUUUAAUGUAGGCUGAACGUAUAACCAGUAGGUAGAUAAAUAUCAGCGCGUUUCACAUACACAUACACACAUUUUGUGUUGACAUUGAAAAUGAGAAAUUUGCGACACGACCGGGUCGCCUUCGGUUAAUCGACUCCGUUUAAUAAUUUGCUGAAAGAUAAUCCGUUGCGUCACAAAAAACAUUCGACUGCCCUUGUGCUAAUGAUUCCACCAAAUAACGAACAGCCCUCGUAAUUGGUUGUUUCGAAAUAUAUCGAAUUGUCCUCGUAAUUGGAGUACGCGGUGCACCGGAAUUCCCCGCCGAAAAAUAACAAUACCUAAUUGAAUACCUGACAACUUUAAUUUAAUAACCACUCACCGAGAAACUUUGAAAUUGAGUAGAGAGAAGAGAUUAGAGAGAAGAGAUUAGAGAGAAGAGAUUAGAGAGAAGAGAUUCGAGAAAUGAGAGUAGAGAGAAGAGAUUAGAGAGAUGAGAGUAGAGAGAAGAGAUUAGAGAGAAGAGAGUAGAGAGAAAAGAGUAUAGAGAGAAGAGAAAAGAGAGUAGAGAAAAGAGAGUAAAGAAAAAAGAGUAGAGAUAAGAGAGAAGAAUGUAGAGAUUAGACAGUAGAGUAGAGAGUAGUGUGGGGAAUUCCUGCGUGAGAUUGGUGUAGUGUAACAAAAUUUUAGAUCCGGAAUUUCGACAUCGGAUUAAAAUUGAGGUAAAUUCGGUGCAGUGUUCCAGCGCGACCGGUGUACGAAUUGUCCUAAAUUUAUUUUAAAUGUCUAAUAAACAGGUAGAUGAUCUCGAGCGAAGGGCAACGCUGCGAAAAAUAAACAACCUGCACACGCAUCUGCCAUCGUUCUCUGAGCGAUGAUUCGCCGAUAAACCGGCCGAAGAGCCAACCGGAAUCGAGAUUUCUCGGUACUACAGGUACUGCGGCUCGUUGUCUUUUCUCGGAAUUCCGCUGGAGACUCUGCGAUUGUCUGUGUGCAGAAGAUUCCCGUUGUCUCUCAACUGGGCGCUUCUUACAUAAUAAAAAAACAGAAGCGGUUGCGGUAACUUUCAUUUAAUCGAGCUAGAUACAAGAAACGAUUGAAUUCGAUUGAGUUUUUUUACGAAAAUUCGAAUUCAUCGGGCGCCAAUUUUUCACAGCUCCAGCGUUGAAAAGUUCAACUUUACGACCGAAAAUAGUGUCGCGAAGUAAACACCGGAUUGGAAAAAUGCUCGACACUUAUAUUUAGAGAGCGUCUAAAUUAAGAAAGGCAUCCUUCCAUAAAUACGUUUUUUAAAAAAAGCCUCGUUUAUAAAAAUAAAAUACGAGCGAUUCCGUUCGGUUAAAAAUCCAACACAAAUCAAGCAAAACAACUACAAAAAAUGCUCGCAAAAAUAACUGUCCCAGGAAGAAUGAAUAUGUUCACGUCAACCUGAACCUUGAAUUAAUUAUGUAUCUCUAAUCAAAAUAGUUACAACUAAUUUUAUUUAUACUGAAUUAAUAAUGAAACAGCACAUAUUGUAAUACACGAGAUGCGUAUUCGGCUUGUUUUUCCCCACAAAACUCAAUUCAAACAAGUGCCUCCUUAUCUCCGUACAGUAAUCUACAUUCAAUAAGUGUGUUCACAGAGUAAAAUUUCUCGUUAUCAGUAUUAUUUACCCGUUAUCGAAUCACAGAGUUCCAACUAACAAUUUCAUGAAUCACAAAAUGUGAACUCUGUGUUCCUCCAUUCGUUUUCGCUCGGCCAGUCAUUGUUGGUAAAUAGAAUAACCGAAAAAAAUUACUUUUAAACCUUACUCGAUCGGUAUUGUUUUUCCGUAAUUUAAUAAUUUAUCUGAGCGAGCGAUAAAAGUUUGAGAUAAGUCAUAAGUUGGCGCUGUACUGGCGAGUUUAUGAUUUUUCUGCGGUUUUAAUGCGUUCAGUGAGUUGAUUUCCGCGGAAUUGAAUGGUAGUAUAGUAGCUAUGGAAAAUACUGACAGUUACUUGCACAAGAAAUUCAAGAAGCAAGUGAAUAUCCAAAAUGACAAAGAAAAUAAAAUUAUUUCUCACGCGGAACAGAAGGAGGAAAAAACCGACGAAAAGGAAAACAGCAGUAAUCGAGAUUGUGUGCCAAAUCAAAGUACAAAUAACAGCCCUUCGCUUAUUACAGUAAACGCUAACUCUAAGUCUUCCAUAUCAGUAGGAAACCAAAUCCAACCACCUUCGAACCCAUACAUAUCAUGUGUAGUUUCGAAACAAUUUGACCAUCAACCAGUUAGUUUUGAUACGAAAUUUAAGCACCAGCAGACCAACUAUUCAGAUAGCCAGUCUUCCAUUUUAGAUUACGAAGCAAACGUUCCUGAUGAUUACUCUUCGAGAGGCGGCGGCGGCGGAGGCGGUGGCGGCGGCGAGGAAAUCGCUCCGCCCGCUCCCGAUAAGAACGCCACCGUCAACGGCAAAUACGUGUGCCCCUAUUGCAAUCUAGUCUGCUCCAAGCCGAGCGUGCUGCAGAAGCACAUCCGCGCCCACACCAACGAACGGCCGUACCCCUGCGAGAGCUGCGGCUUCUCCUUCAAGACGCGCUCCAACCUGUACAAACACUGCAGAUCGCGGACGCACGCCAAUCGACUGAUGGGCGGCGCCAAGACCGCCGUCUCGCCGAGCCCCAAUUGCUCCAAGGAGGAGCCGCAGAAGCCGUACAAACCGAGGUUCCACAUUUCCGAAGAGGAGCCCGUCCAGAAUUCCUCCACCUCCGAAUUCGUUACGCACCAAAUCAACGAAAUCAUCAACAGAAACAACUUGGUGACGAGCUCCAAGCAGCAGGAAGUCGCCCAUCAGCACCACAAAGAGCCCGACGAGCCUCUGAAUUUGACCAACAAGAAUCGCAAGCGCUCGCUGAGCGAGGUAUCCGAACCGGUGAUCCAAAAGAGCCUUAUCAAAGAGCUGCUACUCAAAAACCUAUCUUCUUCGGACAUGCAGUGUCCUUACUGCAAAAUGAUCUUUCAAACGGUUACCGAAUUGGACGUGCACAAGUACAGGAGCUGCAAGGGGAAGCCGGUGUCGAGCGCUAAAUACGCCAGGAGCAGCUCGGUGAACGUGGCCUCCAUUUUGACUCAUAAUAAGAACGCUUUCGACGAGAUUCCGCAACUGCAGAACGUGGUAUUUCCGUUGAGCUCGCCGGGACCGUUCCUGGGUAAAACCCGGCUGAUCGACAGCGAUAAGACCAAGUCGUUUUCGUUCGACAGCGGGCGCAUGCCGUUGAUCAGUCCCGGGGGGUCUUCACCGUCGCCCAACUACCUCCUCUCGCCCGUACCCUUCGAAAAAGACAGGAAGACCAAGAUCAAACUGUUCGGAGGAGAGGUCAAGAUCCAUCUGCCCGGUGAGACCAAGAGCUUUGCCAUCGACGAUAAGUUCGAAGAAGAGGAUAUUAUGAGUGAAAAUAGAGUGGUGAAGACCAGUUUGCAAUCGGGCGGCACCGUUUUGACCAACAAAACCGGCUAUAACAAGCCCCCGGAGGGGAUGAUGAUGUCCCCUAACGUCGAUUUAGGUAAUUACAGUCGAUUUACGUUCAAUUUCGACAAAGACUCUACCCCUAACGAAGCGAACCAAGUGGGGGAGUUCGGUGACUUCAGUCAGAAGGCGUUCAAGAUGUUGACGCCUAACAUUCGGCCUCCGACCUUUCCUGUAACCAGCAAACCGGUGCUAAGCGAUACAAACGAAAGCAAACCAGAGAAACCAAACCUGUACAAUCCCUUAAAUUUGUACGUAAACGGGAAGAUAGUGAGGCACGUGCCGGGAAUGCCGGGGCCCGUAGUCGCCGCCGAAACUCCCGAAUACCCCGCCAGAACACCGCCGAAAGAUAAUCAAACGUUCCUGCAGCCGGACAAGGUACCGGAGAGAAGCAACAAAUCGCCCAACAUUUCCACCCAACCGACCGGCUGUUUUUUACAACCCGACAAAACCCCAAAACCGGACGAGAAAACCGCCAAACCGGACGAAGAAAUGGGAAUAAAAAAAUUCGUACGGCCCAACAGCCUGGCGUUGAAACCCACGCUGGCCUCGCUGAAGCAACACCACGGACUGACGCCCACCAUGUUCAACCAGAUACUGAUCAGCCCGGACACGCCGCGCGUCGCCAAGAAGUACGAGGAGCACUUCCUGCACGGCAACUACUUCAGCUACUUGGGCCUCAAGUGCUCGACGAGAUCGGUGUACUGCACGCUGAACAAAACGCAGCCGUUCUACGUGCCGUUCUUCAAGAAGCUGAGCAUGUACUCGGAAUGGCGCCAGCAGGACACCAAGCAGGAUAAGUUAUACGCCAGCCGGUACGAUUCCGGCCAGACGAACCAGAGGUACAGCAUAGCUGGGAAGACGUCCGCGAAUUUGAUUAUACACUCCAGCUAUAAGUUUAUGGUUUCGGAGACGUCUGCCCAAUCCGAGAAAGAAGACGAUCAACAACCGCAGAAAACGAACGCGAUUAUGGGCAAUUAUGAAAACUACGUCUACGUUAGGGGUAGAGGACGAGGUCGCUACGUUUGCGAUCAAUGCGGCAUCAGAUGCAAGAAGCCUUCGAUGCUCAAAAAGCACAUCAGGACGCAUUCGAACGAAAGACCAUACACCUGCAGCCACUGCAAUUUCAGUUUCAAAACUAAAGGCAACCUAACGAAGCACAUGAAGAGCAAAUCGCAUUCCAAAAAUUCCACCAACGGCAACGGAUCGUCGUCGUCUUCGGCCCAGCAAAGCGCCCAGAGCUCCGAUUCGGACACCGAAGACAGCGGAAUGGAUAGCAGCGACGAAUCGACGAGACAACAAGAGCACGAGGCGGCGUACGGGUUGCUGUCAUUGUCGCAGAAACCCACUCGAACGCCGGACAUGGCGGAAUCGGACGCCUUCAUGACCACCGAGGAGAUAGCGCACGUGUCGCAAGCGAACUACGCCAAAAACAAGAUACUGAACGAGCAGAACUUCAAUUUGGAGAGAGUGGGAAAGGCGUCGGUGACGUCGGAAACGUCGGAGAAUCGAAAUGUGAGAACCCACCUGGGCAUGGGCGGCGGCCAUAGACCUCUGACCUACCCUUAUUCGUUGAUUCUACCGUGCGACAAAGACGUGGGGUCGUCCGACGAGCACACCACCACGUCGGAGAGUUGCUCCGACGGCGGUAAAUCCAUAAAGCAAUUCCACGUGAUUCAGAAGUACGCCAGAGAGGCGCCGGCCGCGCCCAAAUUUUCGACCGAAAACGUUAGCAUUAAGAAACCCUUACCCACGCUGAAGGUAAACGACGUUGUGAUAACGGGCGAUAGUUUCGAUCCGAGAAAACGGAAAAUCUCGGUGGCCGAAUUGUCGCCCAAAACCAAACUGCAACGAAACGACCAAGUCAUCGACUUAUCCAUGUCGAACAAUCACGAAAAAGUCAACGGCUUAAGGAAUGUACAAAUACAAAUAUCGAAUAACUCGACACCUAAGACGCUCGAACCGCAUACGAACGACGCCUACAGAUCGAUCGAGGCCCAGAAAAACGUCGCUAACGACAUUUUGAACGUGCUACACCACAAAGUUCCCGCCCAGCGAUACGAGAUCGACGAAGAGAAGGAACCGGUCAACGCCAACAACCGCACGGUGAUCAUCCUGCGUCAGCUGCCCGAAGAGCAGCUGAACGUGAAUAGUUACAACGAGGAACCGAUAGCGUACGACAACAGCGCGAUGGAAACUCUGGCCGACAUCGCCACCAAGCAGGUGAAGCUGGAGAAGAACACCCUGGCGAAGAACGUCGCCAGCGAGUUCCUCAAAUUGGCGACGAAGAACGACUGCAGGGACCCCGUCAGCAAAGACGUCAACGAGAUCAUCGUGAAAUCGGAAGGGAACAAGAGCUGUACGAUUUGUUCGAAGAGCUUCAGCAAACCUUCUCAACUCAGGUUGCACAUGAACAUACAUUACUUAGAAAGGCCUUUUCGAUGUGAUUCGUGUUCAGUGAGUUUUCGCACUAAAGGGCAUUUGCAGAAGCACGAAAGGAGCGCCAGUCAUCACAAUAAAUUAUCUUCCUCUCCGGCCCUUUCCUCAUCGGAACCGCGGCCGUUCAAAUGCUCGGAUUGCAGCAUAGCGUUCCGAAUACACGGCCACCUGGCCAAGCACUUGCGCUCCAAAAUGCACAUACAGAAGCUCGAGUGCCUGGCCAAGAUUCCGUUCGGUCUCUACGCCGAACUGGAAAGAUCCAACAGCCUGCUGACGGAGAUAAACACCAGCGAUGGGGACCAAUGCCUCGAAAGUUUGAAGAUGCUGGCGAAAAAAGUGUUCGUCAACGAUCCCAACAAAUUGAACCAGUUGGAGAGAGUGAAUAGCGUCGGCGCGGAUUAGAAACGAAAAUUUGUACAUACUGCUAUUUAUUGCCGAAGACUGAAUUCAUAUAAAUAGAAAGAAAUAUAUAUAAUAUUAAGAAGUAUACAUUUUAUAAACUAUUUUACUGUUAAAUAUUCUACUUACUUCCUAUAAAUUAGUUUUUAUUUAGACAAUUGUAUUCUGAAGUGUCAAAUAUGAUAAUUGUGAUAUAUUUUUUUAAGAAUUGUAAAUAUUAAUUUAAGGCGCGUUUUUGCCAUGAAAUCAUAAGGUGCAUCAGUUUUUAUUUUCUGUAAACUUUAAAAAUAUGUUCAAUUUCUAUUCUUUGUUUGUUAAUCUUAAGUGUCGUUAUUCAGGUAUUUUUAUACGGUGCAAACGAUGACUUGUUUGUAAUUUGCCAAUAUUGCCUCUUACUAAUUAAUUGUUCGGUUUCCUUUUCAUCACAAUUUCUCAUUUUUGCAUUUUCUCACUAUCUUUUCGCCAUUACGAGUGCAAGUGCAAAUGCAUCUUUGGUUUAAAAUUUCUAGCAAAGGAAAUGUUAUUAUUUAAAUAAUCUUUUUCGAGAUUUUUGUUCGUAAAAGUCGAUUUAUACCUGUUUUUUAGGUACCACGCAUUAAUUUUUUUGUACAUUGGUUAAACGAAAAUGUUUUUUUUUAUUUUUAAAAUGGUUACGUUGAUUAUUAUUGUACAUAUUGUUUGUAUAUUAUUUUAUGCGAGGAUAAAUAUUUUGUUAAUAUUUGUUUUUCCCUGUUGAGAAAAUACAAAAAAUUGUUGCCGAUUUGCGUUUUUUUAAACCACUAAAUUUAACAAGGAUAUUUUAUUUAUUGUUUAAAAAAAUAAAGUUUAUUUUACAAAAAAAACUUAAAUAUAAAUUACCUUUAUUAAUUCAGAAGUAAGUUCAGUCGCUGUCGUCCUCUAUAGUGACGAUUCUCUUUUUUCUUUUAAGCGGCCUUCCGUUUCUUUUUUCUUGUUCCAAUUUCCUCUCUAAUAUCUCCAAUUGCGAUAAUUCAUCCCUAGUUUCAACUACAUCAUUAUCGACCACAAAUGAAUCCUAAAAAUAACAUAA